This is a messenger RNA of Symbiodinium pilosum, 2277 nucleotides long. Lineage: Eukaryota; Dinophyceae; Suessiales; Symbiodiniaceae. The record is from the annotation of a GenBank genome assembly.
AUGCUGUGCAACUGCUCGCAGGGUAAGUGCGCGCGCUGCUUCUUCCAGCGCAAUGAAAAAAAGCUCUUGGAGGAGUUCCACUGGCUUGAGCAGGCCAGCGCAGGCUUUGGUUGCUCCUUGUGCCGACAGUUCUAUGCUGGCAAACCCAUGCUGUCAGCGGCGCACGGAGGAAGCUGGCGUCAGAACGGAGUGCAGAAGCACGCAUCAUUGCAACCUCGCAAUCUGCGUAAGCAUGCUGACUCGCAGGAACAUCAGCGAGCCGCGGAUGGCAUGGCUGGGGUGGCCUUUGCCAACGCAAGCUCUGCCCCUUCUCACGAGGAUUUCCGGCAGCUGAUCAUGGUCCUGCAGAAGCACACCGUGGGCAGAGACGGGGUCGACAAGGUUGCUGGGCACAAGAAAGCGCGGCGGAUGGCUUGGUGCAUCGCUGAGGCUAGCAGGGACAUGAAGCGUGACAUGUGGCGCCCCGGCGUCGGAGCUGAUGGAAAACCUGUGAUCUUUUCGACUACGCUGUACCAGGAUGCAAGGGCCGGCCGCCUCAGCAUUCGGUUCUCAGCAGCCAGCUCAGCAAUGGACACUUGCAGUGGCCAUUUGUAUACGGUGAACCUCAAGGAUUUCAGCACGGAUUCGGUUGGCCUGAUGAAAGCGACAAUGUUUGCGCUGCGGGCAUUUUGCUGUCGGCGUCUGCAUCCUCCUUACCUGGAGGGCAACAAACAGGUGACCCUUCCGGACGAGAAUCUGGAGAUGCGAGCUCGCUUGUUGUCCAGUGUUGAGACAUUCUGUUCAGACGCUGCGUCUGACGAAAUUCGAGCUGGCCGAAUGCUGGCAGGGCAGACAUCGGUGACCGAUGAGUACUUGCCGAGACUGCCAAAUCUGAAAAUGGUGGUUCGAGACCGACCGCACGCCGUCAGGCGAGUGCUGACGCGUGGGUGGCAGCCAGAUGGCUACCUGCAGGAAGUCGCUACGGAGUUUGUGGCGGGCAAAGGCAGCCCCGUCAACAGAAUACAGCACAGCCAUGUCUUCCAGGACUUCUUUUCCGCUAACAUCAAGGCCUUGGACCCGGGUCUGCGGGCAGUACGCACGCAUCCUCACAUGCAAGAUCUUAGCUACGCACCCCAUAGAUUUGAGUCUGCGACUAAGCCUCUUGCGCGCAUCGUUUUAUUCCUCCACGCCUUCUUGGCAACAGUUUCCCAGAUAGCGUGGGACAGAAAGCAUGAGGAGGAGGGCAAGGAUAUGGCCCGCUUCCUGCUAUGGCUGGACGACGAGCGUCUCUUAACAUUAGCGCUCAUGGCAGAUGCUGCGACGGAAACGACGGAUCUACUCCGUAUGGUGGACUACCAGGGCCAUCCGGUAGACGAGCUGGGCGCGAAUGUUCUGGGACUCAAGCACAGGGUUCGCAAGUUGUUCUUAGGCGCAGCGCCGCUCUGUCUGCGGACCGGGUUCACAGCCCAUAUGAUCAAGUUGUUGGGAUCCGAACGUGUGUUCACAGUGCCGUCCGCGAGGGGCACGACGAAGAACGUCAGGGUGGGACACUCCGGUGGAAUGUCCGAGGUUGUCAUACAGAGGUGCCUUUCCCGGCUAGCCGCCUGGAUCUUGGUUGCAGAGUCCACGCUGGAUGCCGAGUUCCCGUCGUUUGAAGCCAUGGAAUGCUUCUCUAUUUUCACAGUCACGGGUGAGAGUCGUGACGCAGUCCACACGGUCAGCAACACUUCGAAGAUGUCACGCCUUCAGCGAGCCUUCGGCUUGCCCGAUGACUAUGCCGCAGUUGAUCAGCUCGUGCGCUUUCGUCGCAUGGCGGAACGGGCAGCGAAAGAAGAAGGUCUGCAAUCCGCAGCUGCUUGGCGCGAAGGACUGCGCCGUGCCACUCGUACAUGGACCAAGCCUGAACUGUCCGCGCUUCUCCAGGUCAUGGUACGCUUUUGGGCAACGGGAGCAUCGACGUCCGGGGUCGAACAGUCCUUCGGGAAGACCAAGACCUUGUGUGAGGGCCUCCAGGAAAUCAGCCACGUGAACGACAUAAUGGAGUACUAUGGCGCCUCCCGCGCCUCUGGUAUAGGCAACCGCGAAAGGCGCAGUGAUUGCGGCAUUACUCGUGCCCAGACGAGUUCUAGCAGUCGACUGCCUUCGAUGCAAGGCUGGUUGCAGGACAGAAAGCAGGCGGUGGGGCAGGCAACUGCGCAGGCUCCCUUGCCACCGGAGCCUCAGGAGGCGGAAGUCAUGUGGAGCCAAAAGCACACGAACGAGAUCAAGUUCUUGCAGGACCUCCUUGAACGGAGCUAA